Messenger RNA from Gossypium arboreum, 1430 nucleotides. RefSeq lists its product as uncharacterized. The transcript has a single exon. The record is from RefSeq and is a predicted model, not a curated record. Lineage: Eukaryota; Viridiplantae; Streptophyta; Magnoliopsida; Malvales; Malvaceae. The coding region runs from base 483 to 1430 and encodes 315 amino acids.
AUUGUGCCUGUCUACAAGGCUACAACUAUUAACUAACUAUACAUAAUGAAAAUUUUCCUUAAUUUAAGUAAAGCCGAGAAUUUCUCAUGGUUUAGGCUCCCUGGAUUCUCUCUUUCAUUUUCUCCUCCUUCAACGCCCUUCUUCUCGACCUUUAAUUUGGUUUCAACAAUUUUUUUUUUCCUUUUGGGCGCUGAAGACAAGGGUUUUCUCAUGGUUUUUUUAUUUUGCUUCUUUCCUCAAUGAUUAUACGUGCCGAUAGAUUAUAUUUUACCAGGCUGAGGAGAUAAAAAGGAGUUGAAGUUGGAUGGGUAUAGGAUAUUGAAACACACAAUUUUUGUCCGUGUGGGGAGGGACAUAUUAUUGAUUUUGUUGCAUUUUGGUCUCUGAACAUAUAUAGAAACAUUAGGAUUGUGAUUGAGAUAUAUAGAGAUAGGAAAGGAACGAAAGAGGGAAUUAAUUAAAGAGGAAGGUAGAAUUGGGGAAUGUCAGAAUCGGGGGGUGCUUCUUCUCCGCCAGCGAUGUCAGGCUCCUCCCCUCCUGCAAGCGGCGCUGGCAACGAAACCAACAAGAAUACACCAACAGCACCCUCUCCGACUUCAACGUCAACUUCAUCAUCACCUCCUCCUCCUCCCGAUGAUUCUUCAAAUAACCAGUCAUCUUCAGAAAAGAAGUCACCUGAAACCUCUCCACCCCCUGCGCCACAGGAAAAAGAAUCACCCCCGCCUCCAUUGUCUUCUUCAACGCCAUCAUCCUCCAAACCACCUCCUAGCCCUCAAACUCCUAAACAGCAGCAAUCACCGCCAGCGACACCUCAAACGCAAAACCCUCCUCAGCAGCAGCAGCAGAAACAUCAAUCACCACCAGCUCCCAACACCCAUUCUAAGGAAUCAUCUCAGUCUUCGUCGGGAAGUUCUUCUUCUUCCUCUAGUUCUCCAGAUAAUUCCACCAAAAGUAGUCCUUCACCACCCCGACCUUCACCCGGAACCUCACAAUCACAAUCUUCAGCCAACUCCACUUCAUCGUCUCCACAAAUAUCUUCAUCUGCUCCAGCAAAUGGAUCUUCUACUACAUCAUCGUCUACUUCUUCUCCUAAAGCAUUAGGCCCUACGACUCUAAGUACAUCAAAAAGUACCAGCUCUAACUCAAGCGAUGAAUCCUCCCCUUCAGGAGGCUCCAAUAAUAGUAAACAAAACAAUGUUAGUGGUCAUGACAAAACUCUCAACUAUGAAGGUGUAAUUGCUGCGACGGUGGUGGGUGUUUUGGUGGUUGUAUUCAUUAUCUUGUUUUUUUAUUUAAGGGGAAGAAAGAAGAACCGAAAAAGUCCCUAUGCUAAUUAUAACAGGCCACCACCGACUAACUUUUUAGUGACAUCAGGUAUAUAUAAACGUGACUCUCUCUUUUUUGUGUGUGGUGUGUUAAUUUUUAGUUGA